Messenger RNA from Nannospalax galili (Upper Galilee mountains blind mole rat), 885 nucleotides. Its product is annotated as neutrophil elastase-like. Gene Ontology annotation, molecular function: serine-type endopeptidase activity. The record is from RefSeq and is a predicted model, not a curated record. The transcript is spliced from 5 exons. Gene Ontology annotation, biological process: proteolysis; acute inflammatory response to antigenic stimulus. Bases 32 to 832 code for a protein of 266 amino acids. NCBI's taxonomy places the organism in Eukaryota, Metazoa, Chordata, Mammalia, Rodentia, Spalacidae.
UGCAGAGAGACCCUGGAGCACCAGCCCCAACAUGACCCUCUGCGGCCGACCAUCCAGCCCAACCCUUACCCUCAUGCUCCUGGCCUUGCUCCUGGGCGGCCCCACGCUGGCCUCAGAGAUUGUAGGUGGCCGGCCAGCCAGGGCCCAUGCAUGGCCCUUCAUGGUGUCACUGCAGCGUCGUGGCGGUCACUUCUGCGGUGCCACUCUGAUUGCCAGGAACUUUGUCAUGUCCGCGGCCCACUGCGUGAAUGGCCUGAACUUCAGGUCAGUACAGGUGGUGCUGGGAGCCCACAACCUUCAGCGACAGGAGCGCACACGACAGACAUUUGGUGUCAGGAGGAUCUUCGAGAUGGGCUUCGACCCCACCCGUCUCCUCAACGACAUUGUGAUUGUCCAGCUCAAUGGCUCAGCCACUAUCAACACCAAUGUGCAAGUGGCCCAGCUGCCAGCCCAGGGCCAUGGCGUGGGUAACGGAACGAAAUGUCUGGCCAUGGGCUGGGGCAGGCUGGGCACGAACCGACAGCCACCCAGAGUGCUCCAUGAACUCAAUGUGACUGUGGUGACUAACCUUUGCCGCCGCCGUGUGAAUGUGUGCACACUUGUGCCUCACCGGCAAGCUGGCAUCUGCUUCGGAGACUCUGGAGGACCCUUGGUCUGCAACGGGAUUGUCCAGGGCAUCGACUCCUUCAUCCGAGGAGGCUGUGGUUCUGGCUUCUAUCCGGAUGCCUUUGCUCCUGUGGCUGAGUUUGCAGACUGGAUCAAUUCCAUUAUCCGUGGCCCUAGCUACCUCCCUCGUCCCUACCCAAGGGUCCCCGCUGGCAGGAGCCCCUAGAACAGGCUUUGUUUGGCCAUCCACUUCAGCUGCCCCCCUUCAGGCACAAUAAA